Molecule: messenger RNA, 1330 nt
Organism: Gossypium arboreum
Lineage: Eukaryota; Viridiplantae; Streptophyta; Magnoliopsida; Malvales; Malvaceae
Product: protein NETWORKED 3A-like
Exons: 3
Coding region: 221-1063 (280 amino acids)
Cellular component (GO): vacuolar membrane
Molecular function (GO): actin binding
Source: RefSeq, a predicted model, not a curated record
AAAAUGCGUAUUUAAUUCAAACAAUGCCAAUAUAUCAAUGGACUGAGUAGUGAAUUGAAAGCAAAGAGAGAAGAAGAAGACAAAAGAGGAACGCUCCCUCUCAUUUUCCAUCAACCUGAACAAAACCAUCUCUCUUUUCUGGCCUUUAGUUUCAGGUUUUAGAGUUUCCGUCCUUUGGUUCUUAAAACUCUUUUGUCAUAUUAAGGUAAAAGAGGAGAAGAUGGUUCACAUGAUGAACAAGAUCGAGGAAAGUUCAAGAUGGUGGUGGUUUGAUAGUCACCACGACGGUUCAAAGCGCUCCCAAUGGCUUCAAUCCACUCUUUCUGAGUUGGACUCCAAGACCAAGGCAAUGCUAAAAUUGAUUGAGGAAGAUGCAGAUUCUUUUGCAAAGCGUGCAGAAAUGUAUUACAAGAAACGUCCCGAGUUGAUUAGCUUGGUUGAAGAUUUCUACCGAUCCCAUCGUUUACUCGCUGAGCGGUAUGAUCAAAUUAAGUUGGACCCUGGAAAUCGCCUUGUAACAACAUUGGGAUCCCCGUUUUCUUCCAUGAAGUACUGCCAUUCAGAGAAGACGAUCAACUUGAUGGAUAAACUCUAUGAUAGCAGCUCCGAGACCUUUGAUUCUGAAGACUAUGCUGAAUCAGAAGUUGAUGACCCUGAAAAUGAUGAAACUGGGGAGGAAGUCGAGGAUCCCAAGCAGGAAGAUAAAUACGAAGCCGGUUUAGUAACUAAAGAAGGCCAUGUUGUGAAGGAAGAUGAAUCUUCAAAGGUGUUCCGUGAUGAAUUGAUGAAGUUAAGGGAAGAAAUAGAGAAACUGAAAGAAGAGAACAAGGUUCAGAAGGCUCAAUUAAUUCAGAAAGAUGAAGAGAAGAAAGAGGUGAUUAGACAACUCAGUUAUGCUGUCCAAGCGCUCAAGGAUGAGAACAUGGAGCUGAAGAAGAAUAUGGUUAAAAGACCAUCCCCCAGUAAAUGGAGUCCCUUUGAAUUUAACAAAAUAAAGGGAGGACUAUUUGGGAUGUUGUUGAAUGGGUCCCCAUUGUCUCGUUCUACUAUCAUUGCCCUGUAGUUUUAGUUAGGUUGCAUUAAGGUAAGUAGCAUAUACAUAUACAUAUAGGAAAAGAGGGCAGUUCAAAUUAGGAACUUAGAAGAAUUGUCAUACAUGUGUUUACCUUCUGAGAAAAUUUUUCAGUGUUUGCUAUUCUUUCGUUCAAUUGUUUCAUUUGUGUACUUGUUUUCCCUUGUUACUAUUUCUUUUUUUGUUUUUCCUUAUUGUGACAGAGUUGAACUUAAUGUAGUCUUUGUGCUAAUAAUAUAAGCAUUUUUUGGUACCAAA